AUUCAUAUGGAGAUGUGGGACUAUAAAUAGGAGGGAUGAAGCCAGCAGAGAUCAGAUUCUCUCUACAGAGACCUCUACAGCUCAGAGAUCCAGCCAUGGCACCUACAAUCACUGCAGCAAUGACCAAUUCUCAGGAGCAUCUGACUCUGACCCACAAGCUCAGAAAGCCUCUGGUGGAGAAGUUACGCAGAGAGCGAAUCAACAGCAGCAUUGAGCAGCUCAAGUCUCUCCUGGGUCCAGGAGACAUCCUGGAGAUGACCGUUUGUGUCCUGAGACGACUGCAGCAGCAGCAGCAUCAAGCUGUGGACUCAGCAGCUGUUGAUCAGGGCUACUCCAGGUGUGUCCAAGAGGUGGAACACUUCCUGUCCAAGGAACAGGUGAAGACACAGUCCCAGAGAAGACUUCUGACCGACUUCAACAAGCUGCAGUCUUCCUCUGAUAAGAACCUGAGAGAGGCUGACUUCUCUCUUCUGAGCUCCACAGUCCAGACCAGCAUCACCACAGAGAAGAGUCCAGCCAACAGCGCCCCCUGGAGGCCGUGGUAGACACCUACAGACUGGAGUGACUACCAGACAAACUGAGACGACCACAUUGGUCAAAGAUUACUGGACUGAAUUCUAUGAAAUUUUAUGGACUUGUUCUUCUGUAUGAACAGAAGCUGUAUUUUGUGUGUUUUCUUUGUGCAAGAUGACAUUUCCUGAGGAAAUGACAGCAACAAUAUCUUUCAAGUUAAGAAAGAGAACAUCUUGUCAUGCAUGUUGCAUGAACCAAAUCUGAUUGCAUCAGCAAUUAUUAUCAUGCCUCACUGUACUUCCAGUAUUGGAAGUAUAUAAUGCUAUGGUAACAUCUAUUAUCUUUUGAUUGUUAUUGAUCAGACGGAUCAAAAAACUUUAACUGUCCUUUUUGUGGACAUAUUGUCAUAAUGGACUUUCCCUCACUUUAUGUGAUUACUGAAAAUUGAUCUGUUGUAAGAUCAGUAUGUUUCUCCUUCUACUGUAAAAGGUUUGUUUAAUAUCACAGUUUUCCAGUGACAAUGUAAUUUGUACAUUUUGAGAAUCAAUUGAGUUUAGUGGUUAUUAAGAACUAUGUGACCUGUUGUAAGGUCACGUUAUACUAUUUUUCUAUUUUGUUCAUUAAUUGCAAAUGUUUUGAUCCAUUUGGGGAAAAAAAUCUCAAAGGACAGUGAGUACUGUGUCUUCAAAUAUUGUAAAUCAUUUGUCUUUUAUAAAGACAGCUGUUCCUUUACUCUCUCUGAGUACAGUGUGUCUUGUAGAAAUCUACAAGUUGUUGUUGUUGUGAUGUAUCAUCACCUCUAGUUGGAACUUUUUUACUUGAUGUGGCUCAUUGUGCCUUGUUGAAUAAACAAACACCUCCUGUC
This is a messenger RNA of Siniperca chuatsi (mandarin fish), 1378 nucleotides long. Its product is annotated as transcription factor HES-5-like. Gene Ontology annotation, molecular function: RNA polymerase II cis-regulatory region sequence-specific DNA binding; DNA-binding transcription factor activity, RNA polymerase II-specific; protein dimerization activity. The coding region runs from base 36 to 545 and encodes 169 amino acids. Gene Ontology annotation, cellular component: nucleus. Lineage: Eukaryota; Metazoa; Chordata; Actinopteri; Centrarchiformes; Sinipercidae. Gene Ontology annotation, biological process: regulation of transcription by RNA polymerase II; anterior/posterior pattern specification; regulation of neurogenesis. The transcript has 2 exons. The record is from RefSeq and is a predicted model, not a curated record.